GCAAAAACAGCACCUGCAUUCUGGCAUUCAUGGUGACACAUUCAUGGGCUCGGAGCGGCUGGAGAUGCGCAAGAGGCAGCAGAUGCAGGUGCACCAGGAAGCCGCCGCCAGCGUCCUCCACGCCCGCCACAGGAUGGGCAACGCCCCCGGCAACGCCUCCAACGCCUGCUGCUUCUGCUGGUGCUGCUGCUGCAGCUGCUCCUGUUUAACUGUCAGAGGCGAGGACGAGACAAUCCAGAGGUCCACUUGUGAUCGCAGGACCGAUGGCGCCAAUAACUGCGAAGAAAGCCCCAAGCCCACGCCGGAGGACGCUCGUUCCUGGACCACGUCGUUCGAGAAGGUGAUGAAGAGCGCGGCGGGGCGCGGCUGCUUUCGCCAGUUCCUGCGCACCGAGUUCAGCGAGGAGAACAUGAUGUUCUGGCUGGCCUGCGAGGAGCUCAAGAAGGAGACCAACAAGACGGUGGUGGAGGACAAAGUACGGCAAAUAUACGAGGACUUCAUCUCCAUCCUUUCCCCGAAGGAGGUCAGCCUGGACUCGCGCGUGCGCGACGUGAUCAACCGCAACAUGCUGGAGCCCACUUCGCACACCUUUGACGACGCCCAGCAGCAGAUCUACACGCUGAUGCAGAGAGACUCGUACCCCCGCUACAUCAACUCCGCCGCCUACACAGAUCUGCUCAAGAGCCUGGAGGAGCCGCCGCCGAUGCCGCCACCUCCGAAGCCGUAGAAGACUUAUUAAUUAUUUCGCUUUAAAGAAUCCGCAUGCGUCCCGAGCAGAAGGGGUUCCGGUUGUACGUCCCUCAUCCACGGUUAGCCCGCAAAUGUCUAUUUUUCUACACACCCUAGCGCUUGACGUUGCACUUUUCUACCUAGUUUCCAGGAGGGGCCGGCACGUCUGCUGCAUUUCGCUGUGUUUUAGGUCUAUCGUGAGCCUUCAAAACAUAGGAACUUUUCAUUGUGACACCAAUUUAAAAGACGGAAAGUGCCUUUGGGGAAAGACUUUCUACACAGGGCACAUUUCGACUACAUUGGGACAGGUGCCACAUUUGACUUUGGUGCUUUUCAGCUCUUCUCCACCUUUCAUACCUGGAAAAAAUACAAAUAAUACAGAUAAUGUUAUAUGAAAUUGUUGUACCCCUCUGUUGAUGAAAGAAACACCCACAGUGGUCACGAAAAUAACUUGAA
Molecule: messenger RNA, 1185 nt
Organism: Phycodurus eques (leafy seadragon)
Lineage: Eukaryota; Metazoa; Chordata; Actinopteri; Syngnathiformes; Syngnathidae
Product: regulator of G-protein signaling 20
Exons: 5
Coding region: 44-727 (227 amino acids)
Source: RefSeq, a predicted model, not a curated record